AUGUUCCGACCUGCGAUCCGGCUCCCUCGAGCCCAGAGCUUCCCCUGGGCGGGACGGUCUCUAAUGUUUGUGAGGCCAGUCCGGCAUCAGGCUUUUGAUGCCGCUUUUGAUCAAGACGACUUGGCCGAGGCAAGGAAAUGGUAUUCCUCGUUCAAGGAGAACGAGUUACCGAAAGGCCAGACGAGUUAUUCAAGGUCAAGCGGACCGGGUGGUCAACACGUCAAUAAGACCGAGACCAAAGCAACGACCGUCUGGGCAGUCCACGAGCUCACACGGAUCCUUCCCAAGUUGAUGCACCCAGCGCUACGUACCUCGAGGUAUUACACCAGCAGGAAUGAUUCUCUUACCAUACAGGCUCAGACACAGAGGAGCCGGACGGCCAAUACCGACGAAAACGUGCAGAAGUUGGUUGAAGAGAUUCAGAGAAUCUAUCGUGAGUCGGUCCCUGGAGUCACGACUGCAAAGAAGAUCAAGAAAUAUGAAGCAUUGUAA
Messenger RNA from Pestalotiopsis fici W106-1, 492 nucleotides. RefSeq lists its product as uncharacterized. NCBI's taxonomy places the organism in Eukaryota, Fungi, Ascomycota, Sordariomycetes, Amphisphaeriales, Sporocadaceae. Gene Ontology annotation, cellular component: mitochondrial large ribosomal subunit. The transcript has 2 exons. The record is from RefSeq and is a predicted model, not a curated record. Gene Ontology annotation, molecular function: translation release factor activity. Gene Ontology annotation, biological process: mitochondrial translational termination. The coding region runs from base 1 to 492 and encodes 163 amino acids.